Lasiodiplodia theobromae is the source of this 2184-nucleotide messenger RNA. RefSeq lists its product as uncharacterized. The transcript has a single exon. Bases 1 to 2184 code for a protein of 727 amino acids. NCBI's taxonomy places the organism in Eukaryota, Fungi, Ascomycota, Dothideomycetes, Botryosphaeriales, Botryosphaeriaceae. The record is from RefSeq and is a predicted model, not a curated record.
AUGACUGAAGACAUUUCCAACUCUGCGACGGCCGGGGCCGAGGUUGGUGGGUUUGCCCGGACGGUCAAGCGGACAGCGUCGGCCGGGAGUCUGGGGAAGAUCUUCAGCGACCGCUUCGGGGCGAGCAAGGGGAGCGGGCAGUCGACGUGGCAGAAGGCGAGGAAGAGGUUCAGCGCGGGCAGUGCGGAUGAUACUCGCCAGGACGAAGACGCCAGCCGCGGCAACAGCAGGCCGGCCAGCUCGGCGAGCGGCCGCUUGAGCAGGAGCAACGCCAUGCACGGCCGCGGACACGGCGGCGGGAGGAAGAGCAGCUGGAGGGGCAGCUGGGGGAGCAGCGCUGCUUCGGCUUCCACGGACAAGAAUAACAACAACAACAGCCACAUCUCGUUCUCAAACACGGAUGUCACGGACGGAGCCGUUGCGAAUCCCGACGCGUGCGGGCCGCACAAGGGGUUCCGUCGGCGCAAGACGUCGACGACGCUUCACGGGCUCAUGGGCGGGAAGGGGCGGGGCCUAGGGUUGGGCAGUUCGGCGCUCGCCAUGACGCCUACGGGAAGUGCGGAGGAUGGCGGCGAAGACAGGCAGCAGCGGCCCAAUACGCUUGACGGCGUCUUCACGAACAGCAUCGCCGCCGACGCCGGCGGCACAACAGCAGUCGCGCUGAACGACGGAACUCCCGCGCGCAAGAAGAGCAGCAGCGUCUCCAACGCCGCCGACUCGCUGGCCCGCCGCAUCAAAAUCCACCGCCUCAAGCGCAGCUCCUCGCUAGACGCCAAGCUGUUCCUUGGUGGCAGCAGCAACGGGGAGAGCAGCAACAACAACGGAAGCAGCAGCAACGCCAACAACAACAGCAGCAGCACCACCAGCGGCCGCCCCCGCAGCAAGUCCGAAAGCGCCAGCGCCCUGCUCGCCACGCCGGCGAAGCUCAUCAAGUACAGGCCGUUCCUGUCCAUAGCCAGCGGCGGCAGCAAAGGCGGCGGCAGCAACAACCACAGCACCAGCAUCGCCAACAACGCCCACCCGAACGCCUCCACAACAGCCCUCCGCCGCCCCUCGCGCACGCCGUCCUCCGAGUCCGGCUUCGACCUGUCCGUCUCCGGCAUCGAGACGCACGGCUUGCUGAGCAGCAGCCCCAGCGGCGGCGGCGGCAUCGGCAUUGGCAUCGAGCCUUCCACUUCCACCUCCGCCGGCGCGACGAGCCCCGGCCUGUCGGGCCCGACGCUGCUGCUGCCCGACACCGACAGCGACGAGCAUCACCCCCAGGCCGAGACGGCGCCGGCCGCCGCCGCUUCGUCCAGCGCCGAGAGCAGCCGCUCGCGCAGCAGCUGGAGCCGGCUGUCGCUGCGGAUCAAGCGGACGAGGAGCAAUGCGAGCGGCGCGGCCGACUCGGCGGCGGGCAGCAGGGCGCCGACGCUGCCCGAGCUGCCGCCGAGCGAGAACUACCUGCUCGGCGAAUUUUCGAUCCCGGAGUUCGAGCACGUUGAGGGGGCGGACGGAGAGAUCGAGUGGGUGGAGAAGGGGACGGGGAGGGUGGUGCAGACGAUUGGGAAGCAGACCGGGACGAGGAGGCAGGAUGCGGACGCUAUAAGGAGGGUCGUGGAGAACCGGAGGAAGAUCGUGGUGGCUAGCGACCGCGCGGAGGAGGAGGAGGGGCGGUCUUCGCGGUCCGCUGCGGCGGAUGGGGAGCAGGCGAAGAGAACGGAGAUUUGGGUCGAGGAGGUCAAGAGGGAGCAGGCGGCGGACCCGGCAGAAGCAAAGGCGGGAGCGGAGUUGAGUAAGGAGGUGGCAAGCGAGGCAGUGGCCAAAGACGUGGAGUCGGGUGCAUCUGUGAGGGAAGUGGAUGGUGGGCCGAGUGGUAGUGCAGGAGACGGAGUGCCGGUCAUCCGCUCCCCUUCACCGAGGAGCCUUACUCCGAAGCCUACUCCCGCGCAGCUUGCUGCUGCGCACGAGAUCACGGCCAGAGGCCGGGCCAUGCUAGUAGAGCCGGGAAAGAGACACGACAGGAUCAUUCCGUCACAGGGCUCGUCGGUCUACUCGACCCAAGACACCUCGCCAUUGACGCCGCCAACAUCUUCCGGCACGCCGAUUCCCCAGGAUAACGACUACGCCAAGGAUAUCGAGACCGAGAUUGUCGACGACCGAUGGGUGGAUUACGGACCAUUGAACGAGGUAAGAUUGCUAUAG